Molecule: messenger RNA, 1389 nt
Organism: Glycine soja
Lineage: Eukaryota; Viridiplantae; Streptophyta; Magnoliopsida; Fabales; Fabaceae
Product: flavonol synthase/flavanone 3-hydroxylase-like
Exons: 3
Coding region: 123-1127 (334 amino acids)
Source: RefSeq, a predicted model, not a curated record
AGCAAACAUUGAUUGCACCCACGGUAGUAAGUGAGUUUCCCUUAUAAAAUUCAAUCCCCAAAACAAGUCUCACAAAAUUGAGAAAAAUUUAAAGAAAUCAACACACACAAACACAACAACAUAUGGAGGUGCUAAGGGUGCAAACCAUAGCUUCCAAAUCCAAAGAUGCUGCCAUCCCAGCCAUGUUUGUUAGGGCAGAGACAGAGCAACCAGGCAUCACAACCGUUCAAGGGGUGAACCUUGAGGUGCCAAUUAUUGAUUUUAGUGACCCAGAUGAAGGGAAAGUGGUGCAUGAGAUUUUGGAGGCAAGUAGGGACUGGGGCAUGUUCCAAAUUGUGAACCAUGACAUACCUAGUGAUGUUAUAAGAAAGUUGCAAAGUGUUGGGAAAAUGUUCUUUGAGUUGCCACAAGAGGAAAAAGAGUUGAUUGCUAAGCCUGCUGGGUCUGAUUCUAUUGAAGGGUAUGGCACAAAGCUUCAGAAAGAGGUGAAUGGCAAGAAAGGGUGGGUGGAUCAUUUGUUCCACAUUGUGUGGCCUCCUUCCUCCAUCAACUACAGUUUCUGGCCCCAAAACCCCCCUUCUUACAGGGAAGUUAAUGAGGAAUAUUGCAAGCACCUAAGAGGAGUGGUAGACAAAUUGUUCAAAAGUAUGUCGGUAGGGUUGGGGCUUGAAGAGAAUGAGCUAAAGGAGGGUGCAAAUGAAGAUGACAUGCAUUAUCUUUUAAAAAUCAAUUAUUACCCACCUUGUCCAUGUCCUGAUCUGGUCUUGGGUGUGCCACCACACACAGACAUGUCCUACCUCACAAUUCUGGUGCCUAACGAGGUGCAGGGCCUUCAAGCAUGUAGGGAUGGCCAUUGGUACGAUGUUAAGUAUGUCCCCAAUGCCCUCGUUAUUCACAUUGGCGACCAAAUGGAGAUACUGAGCAAUGGAAAAUAUAAGGCAGUUUUUCACAGAACAACAGUGAACAAAGAUGAGACAAGAAUGUCGUGGCCCGUGUUCAUAGAACCCAAAAAGGAACAAGAAGUUGGUCCUCACCCAAAGUUGGUUAACCAAGACAAUCCACCAAAAUACAAAACCAAGAAAUACAAGGAUUAUGCUUAUUGUAAGCUCAAUAAGAUCCCUCAAUGAAUGAAGUGGGCACUACGAGAUAAUUAUAGCUCAUGGUUUCUCUGUUUUGUUAUUUAAUUUAUGGAAUGAAAGUGUGACUUGUGGGAAGUAGAUUAAAUAAGAUCUGUGACUAAUGUUGGUUUCUCUGUUUUGUUAUUUAAUUUAUGGAAUGAAAGUGUGAUUUGUGGGAAGUAGAUUAAAUAAGAUCUGUGACUAAUGUUGGAUUAAUCUUAUGCUUUUGAAGUGAAUAAAGAUGACAAGAAACAGUUUGUCUGUUCUGUUA